CUGAAAAUUAAAAAUUAAUUUAUUAAUAUAAAAAAUGUCGAGUGAUUCCGAUGAUGAUGUCCAAAUGAAACAAUUCUUGGAGGCUGCGGAUACUACAUUAUUAAAUAAUUCUAUGUUUCAAUAUAAAGAAAAUGAAAUUGUUGAAGAUAAAGGAAUAGCUGCUGAAAAUGCAGUAGAAGCUCUAAAAAAAGAUUUGCCCAAAUCCCAACGUUAUAUCGACGAAGAUAAUGUUAAUUCUGUAACUGAUUUUAAUUUACCUGAAUCCAUGCAAAAGCAUUUGGCAAAAAAGUUAACAGAAAUUUUAAAACAACAUUAUGAAUUUUCCGAAGCUAACGUCAGUGAAACCCCUCCAAAGAUAAAAACCAAAUCCAAAAAUCAUGUAAAGUUGCUAAAAGGUGAUGAGUGUUGUGUCAAACCAUAUGAAGAUUUUGAAUAUGAAACUAGAGGGCCGGAAAAGAAGCCUGUCAUCAAAAGAAGGAUUGUUGAUAAUAAAGCCGACCAUAAUAUGAGAAGAGAAGAUAUAUUUAAAUUAGUUGCACUUGAUGGAAACUAUAUUUUAACGGGUGCAGAAGUAAAAUCAUGGGCUAAGAAAAAAGAACGCAAGGAUAAAGUGUUUCACUAUAAACUGGCUAGCAGUGGUGUUUGUCACGCUAAAGAUGAGAUUAAUGAAUUCACCGAAUUAAGGCUCAAAAAUAAAUGGAAUGAAAAUAAAAUAAAAAAAUUUAAAAUUAUCUAAACGAUAAAGACUCGCCUAUUAUUUUUGUACUACUUACCAUAAAAUUAUGUUGUAAACUUCUUAAUAAAAUUAAAAGUAGCUAAAAUAGCAAA
Molecule: messenger RNA, 828 nt
Organism: Calliphora vicina (urban bluebottle blowfly)
Lineage: Eukaryota; Metazoa; Arthropoda; Insecta; Diptera; Calliphoridae
Exons: 2
Coding region: 35-736 (233 amino acids)
Source: RefSeq, a predicted model, not a curated record